CGAGGUCGCGGUGGCGGGGAACGUGGCGUGGCCGGGCCAGCGCUAGAGAGGAUGCCGUUUCCGGCGACAACCCCGGGAUCACAGCAGACCCCGCCGGCACCCAGACUCUAUGGCAUCUCCUCCCCCAUCAGCUUAGCCGCCCCCAAGGAGACAGACUGCGUACUGACCCAGAAAUUAAUUGAAACCCUGAAGCCCUUUGGGGUUUUGGAAGAGGAAGAGGAACUGCAGCGCAGGAUUUUAAUUUUGGAAAAAUUAAAUAAUCUGGUAAAGGAAUGGAUUCGAGAGAUCAGUGAAAGCAAAAGUCUCCCACCCGCUGUGAUUGAGAACGUCGGCGGCAAAAUCUUCACGUUCGGCUCCUACCGGCUAGGGGUGCACACCAAGGGCGCCGACAUCGACGCGCUGUGCGUCGCGCCGAGGCAUGUGGACCGCAGCGACUUCUUCACUUCCUUCUACGACAAGUUGAAACUACACGAGGAAGUCAAGGACUUACGGGCGGUGGAGGAGGCGUUUGUCCCCGUGAUCCGACUGUGUUUUGAUGGGAUCGAGAUUGAUAUUUUGUUUGCAAGAUUAGCACUGCAGACUAUUCCAGAAGACUUGGACCUAAGAGAUGACAGUCUGCUUAAAAAUUUAGAUAUUAGAUGCAUAAGAAGCCUUAAUGGUUGCCGGGUAACCGAUGAAAUCUUACAUCUAGUACCGAACAUUGACAACUUCCGGUUAACUCUCAGAGCUAUCAAGCUGUGGGCCAAAUGCCACAACAUCUACUCCAAUAUAUUAGGGUUCCUGGGAGGCGUUUCCUGGGCCAUGCUUGUAGCAAGAACCUGCCAGCUGUAUCCAAACGCAGUGGCAUCAACCCUUGUCCGUAAAUUUUUCUUAGUGUUUUCUGAAUGGGAGUGGCCAAAUCCAGUGCUACUGAAAGAGCCUGAAGAACAAAACCUUAAUCUGCCUGUAUGGGACCCAAGAGUGAACCCCAGCGACAGGUACCACCUGAUGCCUAUAAUCACACCGGCAUACCCACAGCAGAACUCCACCUACAACGUGUCCGUGUCCACGAGGAUGGUCAUGAUUGAGGAGUUUAAACAAGGUCUUGCUGUCACACAUGAGAUCUUGCUAAGUAAGGCAGAGUGGUCCAAACUGUUUGAAGCUCCAAGCUUCUUUCAAAAGUAUAAGCAUUAUAUUGUACUUCUAGCAAGUGCACCAACAGAAAAGCAGCGUCUAGAAUGGGUGGGCUUGGUGGAAUCAAAAAUCCGAAUCCUGGUGGGCAGCUUGGAGAAGAAUGAAUUUAUUACACUGGCUCACGUGAAUCCUCAGUCAUUUCCAGCACCCAAAGGAAAUCCUGACAAGGAAGAAUUUUCCACAAUGUGGGUGAUUGGGUUAGUAUUAAAAAAGCCAGAAAAUUCUGAAGUUCUCAGUAUCGAUCUCACCUAUGAUAUCCAGUCUUUCACAGACACAGUUUAUAGGCAAGCAAUAAAUAGUAAGAUGUUUGAGAUGGAUAUGAAAAUCGAUGCAAUGCAUUUAAGAAGAAAGGAGCUCCACCAGCUAUUACCUAAUCACGUGCUUCAGAAAAAUAAAACACAUUCAAUGGAAGAGGUCAGGCUGACAGCUUUGAAUGACAGCAGUCUUGACUCGUCUGCUGACAGUGAAAACAGCGUGUCUGUGCCUUCACCUGCAAGCACUGUGAAGAAUGGCCCAGUGACUGGCUCCUCUCAGGGCAGAAACAGUCCUGCUCUGGCUGUAAUGGCAGCAUCUGCGACCAGCGUACAGGUUACUGAAGUUACCUUGCAGCAAGGGAACCCCAGUGAGAGCCCGGGGGGUGCAAGCGAAAGCGUUCCUCAGACUGCCUCACAAGCAGCCAUUUCUCCACCUCCAAAGCCCACGAUCACUAGACUUGUUUCUUCAACACUUCUGGUAAACCAUGCCCCCAGGCCUGCAGGGGCCGCAGCCACGAACAUAGCUAACCCUAUAGUAGGCGUCUAGAGGACUGUCUCACCUCACGCAGACGGGGGACCGAGGAAGCUACGGUAGAAGAGGAGCGAUCUUGUGAAGAGACAGCACAACUCCACGAGGCGUACGCAAACAGCAGCUUCUGUUGGCCGCAGGAAACAUCCAAUAGAAACCUUUCCAAUGUCCCUGCUCUCCCUGCAAAUCCUAUUCCUGUUAACAAGACUUCAAUAAAACAGAUUGAACUGAUAAACACACCAUCAAGCUUCCAUAAAUAGUAUCUGCCAACUCGAUCUGUUGUCUUCAAAUGCUAACGGAGGAGAAUGAAGGGUGCCAACUAGAUCAGACUCCAAAGAGAUUUAGGCUGACUUGGUAACUCCCUUUGCUGGGCUAAUCUUGAUCAGAAGUCCAGGUUAGUACAUGGAGCUAGAAGUGCUGCUAUCACUGUGUAGAUUAUUAAUGUCUCAGCAACAGUUAUAUUAACUGUGUCAAAGGACUACUUCCCUUAAAGAGAAAAUGGGAGAAAAAACCUCCAGCUAUCUUUGUACCCGUGACUGACAUCUGGACUGCAUUUAUGUUUGAUGCACUGUUGAGGGAAAUUUGCCAUACAAAUUGGUAUCGAUAUCCUUAUAUUGUUGAUGCACUUUAUGUGUAUGAUUAGAAAUGAGCACUAAUUUCAGAGGUUUCAGCUUGAUGAAUUUUAGUUUUUUCCUGAAGCAUUUUCAUUGUUAAGCUCCAAAUUGGAUAUCGCUGUGCAGUGUACUGUACUUCAGACAAAGCAGGAAAGUCAAUCUAGCGAAGUUCCUGGGAGGUAGCUGUAGCCCUUUACAAUGAAAUGAUAGCUCUCACGGUAUACAUUUGACAUCAAAACAGUAGUUAGUAAUUCUUUGGUUUUGAUGGGACAUGGUCAAGAAGUAACAUUGUUUUUUCUGUAGGAUUGUUUUAUAACGCACACAAUCAGCGAUCAGACAGCAAACAAAGUCUUGGAGCCAACAGCUCCAUGUUCUGUUGUCCUUAAUCAUCUGUCUUACAACAAGAUAGCCUUGUGUCUCCCCACUGCUUUGCUUGUAUGCACACGGUAUGCUUGUAUGUUGUUUAACAGAAAAACCCAGAAUGCUAGUAUUUUCUUAACCAUGAUAUGAAAUCAAGUCUUGUGGCCAGAUGGCACAAAACAUGAAAUUUUGGUUCCAGGGCUAAUAUUUUAGUAAAACUUGACUGAAAGUAAUGCCCGUGAAACAUUAGUCUCAGAUGGCCACUUGAUCUCUACACAGAAAUUUUG
Messenger RNA from Myotis davidii, 3217 nucleotides. RefSeq names its product poly(A) polymerase beta (gene PAPOLB). The transcript has a single exon. Gene Ontology annotation, molecular function: poly(A) RNA polymerase activity; RNA binding. The record is from RefSeq and is a predicted model, not a curated record. Bases 52 to 1974 code for a protein of 640 amino acids. Gene Ontology annotation, cellular component: nucleus. Lineage: Eukaryota; Metazoa; Chordata; Mammalia; Chiroptera; Vespertilionidae.